Carcharodon carcharias (great white shark) is the source of this 6471-nucleotide messenger RNA. RefSeq lists its product as uncharacterized. Lineage: Eukaryota; Metazoa; Chordata; Chondrichthyes; Lamniformes; Lamnidae. The coding region runs from base 435 to 6233 and encodes 1932 amino acids. The record is from RefSeq and is a predicted model, not a curated record. The transcript has 3 exons.
ACCACGGACUCCUCUGACCAGACUGGAGGGGAUUGUAGCUGAAAAGUGAAAAUGUUUAUUGGAUUCAUCAGUUAAGGAUGUGUAUGCUCAGCUUUUCCAUUUAUUUUUGAAGAUAAUUGCCAAUGCCUGCAUACCAGGUAACCGUGCUAUGGAUGAAUGCAGCUGACGAAGAUACCGUAGCAGACACGGUGGGUAAGCAGAGCUGAACUGCUGAAGUUCUUGUGGUGGAAAAGGAAAAGCUCCAACGAAACUUAUGAUAAUUCUGAAUGACUUGAGAGUUAGUGAGAGAAGUUACUGAAGUACCCGGAUCGGAUCACAGUUAUAGAAUCACCUUUUUCUACUGGCAACAUUUUUCAUUAAAAUAAGAUUAGAGAUAUGUUAAGUUGAAACUUUUUAAAGGACAUUAUAUAACAUAUUUAUAUAGGACUGAGAAAAUGAAUUGUUUCGAUGAAGUACUUCCAUUUGUAGAAAAUCCCCCAGCAUAUAAUCGAAGAGAUGAGCCAGAAGUUGGUUCCAAAUUUAUUUCUGAAGUAUGGUCCAAUAACCUCUCGAAUAACUCAAAUACAGACUUAAGUUUUAUUUCAGAAAACACAACAAGAACAGAGUCUUUUAAUCAAGUUUUGACAGAGAGCUGCAACCUACCUAAAGUAAACACAAUUCCCAUUGGACAUUCGACAGAUCCUGAUUCUAUAAAUAAUGACCAGCUACCCGAGCAUGGUGACUUCAUAUCCACAGUAAAAAUGUUAUCAGGAUCACCUUUGUUUUCCAAAGCCGAUGAUGCUCCUUGUGAUUCUUCUGGUUCCUAUCAUACAGCUAUAUGCUCUGAGAGCCUAGAAAAUCUCAGUGACUGUAGUGGAACAUUUGAGGAAAUUGAAGAACUUCCUAUAGACAAUGAUGAAAAUCAAGAUGUUUCUGAAAGUGGCAGGUCCCAGAUUUUAGCUGAUUCACAGAAAGAACAAAACAGUGACCUUUUAAAUAGAUCUAAAAAUGAGAACAGUUUAAAUGUUUGUUCAAUGGCACUUCAGUCCUAUCAUUGUGAAGGGCAAGAGCAAAUAUUUGUGAAUACGCAUAAAACUGAGUUGUGUGGACUAAAUGCUAAGGAGGAAGCCUGUGAAUUAAAUGGACAGCUGAAGCUUUGUAGAUUAGAAAGCAAGAAUGAGCCUGAUGUUAACUCUCAUCACAAAAAGGAUAAGAGGGCAAUUGUAACAAGUGUCGAUGAAAAGAAACCCUUCGAGUAUGAAACUACCUCUGGCCCUCAGGAAGAUAAAAGUGUUUGCUGCAGUGUUGUGGUAUCUGAUGAUACUUUAUUAACUACAAAUAGAAAAUCAUGUACCCAGGAGAUAGCCAGCAAAUCAACUGAAUAUGAUCUAUCAGUUAGGGGCACAGAUAUCAAGAACUGUAAAGGAAAUGGAGACCAACAGGUUCAAUUGUCAAUCACAGCCCAGAAUAGCAAAACUGGAGAGGGAAGUAGCACAGUGCAGCUCACCAAAAUUCAGAAGACUGGAGUAAGUAGACAUGAAUCCCCAGGCUGUAACCUACAGCCUGGUUUCAAUGAGCCUGAAGAAAUGUUUCAAAUAGAUACGUUUGAAAAUGGUUUCAAAAAUAAUUCAUGUCUUAAUGGCAAAAUAUAUGCUGAUUGUGUGAGUGAAACAUCCAGCGCAGCAAGUGAGUUAGAUGAGACUGAUUACGAGGUUCAAAAGUUAACUGCUUUGGCCUUUCGAAGUUUGUCCUGUCUGAAUGAUGAUUACCUUGACAUUUAUAAUUCUAGAGCAUUCAUUGAUUUUUCAUCACCUUUGUCAGAGGAAAUCCACAAAACAAACAGAUUGUCAACUUGUAUUGGGUUAGACUAUACUGGUGUAUUUGACAGUAAUGAGUGCUCAGAUUCCAGCAACACAGCUUGUGCUUUACAUGCUGAAGCUGAAGAAGGCAACAUGGUGUUACUUGAUGAUUCACUUGACAGAGUACAGUGUGAAUGUGUUGACGUAGUUGUGGAAACUCAAGACAAAAGUAAAGAUUUUAGAACAAGCAGAACAGUCCCAAAACGACAAAUUGAACUUAGAAAACGACAGAGAAGUGAAUUAAAAGUCUUUACUUCAAGAGGUGCUAUUAAUUCCUGUGUCUGUGUUGAUCCAGCAGUUGAAACUGAGAAUAACGAGGAAACUUCAGAACAUUUGCAAAACUGUGAAAAUAUGCCCCAUGUAGAAAAUGCAAAUAUGAAAGAUGAAGACAGUAUUGAUAAACAACUACAAAGAGCAACAUCCACAGAUGGACCUUUGACAAAGAACAAAUUUGCAUCCUACCUUCUCACAAACGUGAUAUCCAAGAAAAUGCAGUUUGAGCAAGGUCUCAAAAUGGAACAAGAAUUAGAUAAGAAUACAAACUCUGCUAUCUCCCCAACCUUUGUGAAAAAGGAGGAUUUUGACGUUCCUACCAUAGUUUCACAACAAAUUCAGCUUGAAGGUUCUACUUCAAAAUCUGAACCUGUCAACUUCACCCAAGGCAAUUUCGGAAAGAACAGCUGUGAAUUAAAUGAUACAAAUAUUGAGGAAAAUAGAAAUGUGGGACAAAAACACAGUUGUUUGGAGUGUGAAGGUGGUUUAAAUUGGGAUGGGAAGAAGAACACAAACACCCUCAAUUGCUGUGGAACCAAUGUAUCUAGAAAUUGGAGUGAAAGUAAUACCGACAGCCAAAAUGAACCUAUGGCAGACACAACAUUUGAAUUGAAUCCUGAGAAACCAUGUCCCAUGUUACAUGACCUUAGUACUAAUGCAUCCAAGCAGGAGAAGAAUAUGAAUGCACCACGUGUUUCAGAGGGUAAACAUACAGAUUACAUCUCACAGGCUACUGAAGAAAAAAUGACAUUAAAUGACAGAAUGCAAAGUGAACAGACACCAUAUGAAGAUAGAACAAGUGACAUUCAGUCAGGUAACAUCUCAUGCAAAAUCAAUGCACCAAGUAAUAUUCUUGUGUUAAAAUCUCCAGAGAUGCUUCACAACUCUCAAUUAACAAAUGUGAAACAAACUAUCCCAUUUUGUAUUGCCAAAGAAAUUUCUCCUACUAUGGAUUCUAACACUCAUGGCCUUGACCUUUUGCAUCAGGUUCUCCCUACUUCAUUUAAAUUAGAAUCUAAACUGGAGCAAGAAAAAGUUUCACAGCCUAAUAUAAAAGACAACAUAACCAUAAAAAACAAAACAAAAGACCUUCCUUAUCAUGUCAGGGAUGUGAGAAAACUGGUUCAAAAUACUUGUAGUGCUUUGACAUUCUGUACUGCCAAGGCUAAAUCUGAUGUACCAGAGGAAGUUCACAGUCCUUCGAGUUUCGAGCAAUCAUUUUCAGAAACACAGCACAAACCAUCACCAAUUUUCAUUCAAUGUCAAUCAAUAAGCAGGAAAGCUGCCAAAGAUGAUAACAGCUAUUCUACAGUUGACAAGAAAUAUUGGACCUGUACAGGAAAUUCAGAUGCUUCAAGGAUAUUUUCCUCUGACUUCCAGCUACCUAUUCCAUCUAAUAAACAAAAAAGCCAAGUAAUUUCUGCUAAAAGGAUAGGUUGUAAAAAUUACUCUAUAAAAGAGAAUGCAAAUGAUCAUUUGACUUGUCUCACUUGCGAAGUAACGUCUGAAAGGAAAAUCCAAGCUUUAUCGAUUUCAAAUAAUCAGGAGUCUGGAUUAUCAUUUAUGAAAGUCCAACUUGGACUGGAGAAUCAGAAAAACUGUUCAACUAAUUUUGCGCUAAAUAGUGAAAUUGCUGAUUUGGUUCCUGGAAAAGGUAAACAAACUAGUGAAUUCCAGGUAGGAUUAGAAAAUAUCAAUACCCAUUUAUCAAAUUCUACCACAACUACUGAAGAUUCUGAAAUAUCAAUAAGCAAAUUGAAGCUAAAUAGAGACAUUAACCGUGAACUAGAAAAUGAAAAUGAAUUUUCAACAAAGUCUAAUUCAAACAAUGAAGAUAUUUCCAUGGCAUUUGAUAAAAAUGAGCCAAGAGGAGCAAUUCCAGAUAGAACGCAAGAUAAAACCACGCUAUUAAAGCAUUCACCCUUAAACAGAAAUAUGGACCCUUCAAAAAGAAAGCAUGAACCUAAAAAGGGUGUUCAAGCCAAGCUGGAAGUUCAAAAUAAUCAGCUAGGGAUUUUUAAUUAUAAAAAUGAGCAUGUUGAGCUGUCCCAUGAAAAAAACUAUCCUCAAAAUGAUAUUCAAGUUAAUUUGAAGAAUCAAAAUGGACUAUUCCAUAAUUCAGAUAUUAGCAACAAAGACUUAUCAUGUUGGAAAGGUGACCCAAAUAAUGAUAUUAAAAUGAGAUUGGAAAAUCAAAAUAAAUGUUUAAGGAUAUCAACUUCAAAUGAUAAAGAAACUCAAACACUACCAAGAAAAGGUAAACAUAAGAAAGAAAUUCAAUUUAGAUUGGAAAAACAAAAUAAAAUGUCAGAAACCUUAACAUUAGACAAUGAAGAGGCCAUACUGUCAUGUGAAAAGCAUGAGCUGGAAAGCGAACUUCAAGUCAGUUUGGAAGCUCAGAACAAAUUGUUUGAAAAUUCUACUCUUAAUGUAGAAAGUACCAAUUUGUUGCUUGAUGAUUCUAAAGGCCGGAUAAAACUUGACCAGGAUAAUCAUUCUGCAUUGGUUUUGAAAACUGAAGAUAAUAAUAUAUUACCGGACGUAAAUAAGCAUAAAAAUGAGAUGCAAAUAGGGCUGCAAGAUGAAGCUAAACCUUUGUAUGAUUCUAGUUCAAACAGCAAAUUAUCACCUAUAAACUGUAAUCUUAAAGGAGAGAUCCAUGAGGUAAUGGAAGACCAAAACAAUCUGUUAAGUCAUUGCACGCAGAACAAGAACAAGAACAAGGAAGAAUUUAAAAUUGAACAUAACAGCCAAAAAGACACAGGCAAAGUUGAAAUUAUACCAACAACAGAAAAAGUUGGUUUAACAUUCAUAAGCAAAUUACUGCCAUUCAAAGAUAACAAUACAAUUUCAAUGGUUUCUGAGGAAGAAAGAAAAAGUGCUACUGAAGAUUGUUCAGAAUCCAGGAAUAGUGAAGUUGUAGAUGAGCAGCUUUCAUCUGUGCAGGUCCAACUCCCAAAUGACACCAAUUUAAUACCAGUCAAUACCAGAGAAAAAAGUGCUGUUUCUGUGGAAUCAUCAAAUUGUCCAGAAACUAUUAACAUUUCAUCAAAAAACUCACUUCAAGAAACUGAAACCCAUGGUGAUGUUCAUGGCAAAUCAACGUUUUCAUCUGACAUUCACAAUGCGACAGUUAAUAACCUGAUGGCUUCACAGCCUACUUUGACCUUCACAAAUUUUAAUGUGAAAUUGCUUGAUUCUAUGAAACCUGACGUUAAAUUAUCCACCAAGUCAAUAGGUGACCAAGCCAAGCAACAGCCCUUAGAAAUGAAAACAGUGGCAAUGUGCAAAGCAAGCACUCAAGAAGAAGCAUCUGUAACAUCAGACCGAGUAAAUUAUCUGACCAUUCCUACUAAAGAGCACAAGCCAGAGGCAUCUCCUCAAAUACAAAUUCCUGCUUCUCUUCAACCUGUUAUUCCUAAACCAGGUCAUUGUUCAACAACAGCUAGCCCUCACCAACAAAAUUGGGAAAUCCUGGAUCCUGAUAAACAGGAACAACAGGCAUUUCCUUCAACUGGACAAACCCCAAAUGUUGUGGAAAAGUGUUACAUGGUCCCCCAAUCUCCCCACUUUAUAGCCAAUCCCCAAUUCCCUUGCUUUCAGUACUCUCUAGUGGACAAAAAAAUGCUUAUUGAUCCAGAGACUGGAAAACAUUACUUUGUUGAAGCAUCAGUACAAUCCCCACGUAAAAUGUUGCUAGACCCAGAAACAGGUUGCUAUGUUGAAAUAAUAAUACCUGAGCAAACAUAUUGUGCAGCACCAUUCUCCCCAUAUGUUCUAUAUCCAAAUGCUUUGAGGCCCUCAUACAUACCCAGAAUGCAAUAUUCCAACUUACUUCCGCCACCUUUGGUCACAUACUCUGACCCAUCUCCUGAGCCCCCUGAAGCACAAAUGCAAUCAAAUCUAAAUGGCACAAUAGAAAAGCAAAAUCACAAAAAUAAUACACAAAAGAAUCAAUUAGCUGGAUCUAAUUACAUGGAAAGUGCAUAUUAUAUUCCGACAGGUGUGUCUACAAAUCCUAAUCCAGCACAGACCUCUAUGGAAGUGAUAUGCACAUGCUCAAAGCCUUGUGUAGAAGUUAAAAACAACUCAACAGUCAUUUUGUCACCCCAGCAAAUUUAAGGGAAGAACAACCUGCUGGCUUUACUAUGGAACGGAAGUCAGAAAAUUCUGCAUCAAAGUGAACAAAACAAUAACUUGAAAGGGCAUGGAUUCUCUCUACAGAUGUUCAUUGACUUCUUGUGCAUUUUCUGUUUUUUUUAAACUUACAAGAUGCUUAACAAUUUUUGAAAUCUUUCUUAACAUUUCCCUAAGUAGUAGCCAUACUCAUAAAUUAAAUAAAGAAAUUAUGUUUCACCUA